AACUACUUUGAAGGUGAUGGUGCAGAAUAAGAUCCAGGCAAAAAUGUUAUUCUUGAAAGGUGUUGAGAAUGAACAGAAUGGAAAGCUAGAUGAAGCUAUACACUUUUACCGCAGGGCUGUGCAGUUGGUACCUGACAUUGAAUUUCGUCUUUAUGAUGCAAGCAAGUUGAAGCCAAGAGAGAGACAUGAAAUAGACAACAGUGCAGAUGAUCUAGAAGUCGGUCAUGAUCAAGAAGUUGACAGUGGGUCAGAGGAUGAUGAUGAUGAUGACAGCGAUACAGAUCUUCUGUCACAUUUGCAACGACUUUUCAGCCGUUCAAUGUGUGUGUGCACACCACAUCAUGAGCAAAAGGCAACUCACAUAUCUGCACUGCCCAUGGAAAUAAUACUUUACAUUUUACGUUGGGUGGUGUCAUCAGAUUUGGACCUGAGAUCACUGGAAAUGUGUUCACAUGUUUGUCGUGGAUUCUACCUUUGCAGUCGAGAUCCUGAAAUAUGGAGACUGGCUUGUGCACGUGUCUGGGGAGUGAAUUGUGGAGGGUUAACCCCCUAUGAAUCAUGGCGAAAAAUGUUCAUUGAACGUCCCAGACUGCACUUCAAUGGCUGUUACAUCAGUAAGACAACGUAUGUGCGUAGUGGAGAAAACAAUUUCCAGGAUCAUUUCUACAGACCUUGGCACGUGGUGGAGUACUAUCGAUAUCUCAGGUUCUUUCCUGAGGGGUUGGUUCUGAUGUUGACAACCCCUGAUGACCCUUUGUCAAGCUUGGGACAACUAAGGCAUCGUAUUCCAAAAAAUCCUGCCAUGUUGUCGGGGCAUUAUUGUUUGCUUGAAGACCGUGUUGUUCUUGUCCUUCAUCGACAAGACUCAGCAGUUAAAAUGGCUGUUAACAAUCGUAAUCGUGGUAGACGAAGGGAAGGCACCCAGGACUUAGGUGAACAGACCUUUCAUAUGGAGCUGCAAAUUGUGACAUAUCGAAAUCGCAUCCAUGCUCAGCUGGUGUGGCAGCGUUAUUCAGUAUUUACCAGGUUCCGCAACGGUCAGGAAAAUACCACAACGUUUGAUCUCCCAAGAAACCGAUAUCCACCUUACUGGUUUUCACGCGUGAAAAGCUAUACCGCAGAAUCAGAAAAUCCUCUCUAGUAGGGGAAAUACCUAUGUGGUGUGUUUAUUCUGCUGACUGCUGAUUGGAUACUUCUUCGAGCAAAAAUUUUUGCUGUGCACUCACAAGUUGCUCUAUAAGCAUACAUAUGAGAAUGAACUAGUCAACUUAUAUUGAACUGGGUAACAUACCAACACAGAAUGCAGCUUAAAUUUCACUAAUGCGUGACAUACAUAUAUUGCAUUACAGGUUCUUCUGAACAGCAUGACUGGAAUAGACAGUUGGAACUUUCUCAUUUUACAUGUGUAAGAAUUGGUUGAGAGAAUAAACACUUUGAUUCAUAUUGAACUAUAGUAACAAACCAACAGACGAUGCAAUCCAAAUGUCACUAAUACUUCACAUGUGCAUUAUGUUCUGGGGUGUUGUGCCCACCAUAAUUGGAAUACAUGCAGCUUUCUGGCAUUAUAUGCAUAAUAUAUAGUUGUGGAACUGCCAUUAUACCUAACUCCAUAACUGUAAAGAGAAUUUUAUUAUUUAAUUGAUAUAUAAAACAGCCCACAAUUAGAUCCUGUCCUGUGGGUGAAUCUAGUCCAACCUUCGCCUCACCCUUUACCUAAUGGAUAGGUACAUCUGAUGAAAAUUGUGUUAAUCUAAAUGUUAUAUAGGGUCCUGUCUUUUGGGAUGCAACAUUGUGAAGUGAGGUAGAAGUUCACCUACAUUCCUCUAAAACAUCUUUGAACUUUUACCAGACUACACGGCAUCACAUCCCAGAAGACAAUACUCUUCAUAGUCACUGCUCUGAGAACCCUACAUCCAAUAUAUAUUAUUUAAAUAACACAUUUUGCUGAUUAAUUCUACAUAUUCACAGUCUGGGGCCUGGUGAUGGUGAGCAGGUAACUCAAAAGAACAGUGUCAGUAUUUAUUGAAUAUACAUUGCAUUGACUGUUUAUGUGACAGAAGUAAAUUGUUAUAUACCACAGGAUGCAAGAGUAUAAGAUUUUGUUUGGUAAGUUCUCCUUUUCUGAACAAUUCAUAGACGUACUUUGAGUUUCUCAUGUGGUAAUGUUUAUUGUUAAUGUGUUUAACCCCUUAUGUCUUACCUUAAGUGACGUUGUAUAGCAUGGGAGCUGUUGUAAAUACAUGGUGCGUUCAAGUUCUAAGGUCUCCGAUUUUCUCACAAUAAUCAUACAAAAAAUUUGAAACUUCUGUCACUUUUCAA
Messenger RNA from Cryptotermes secundus, 2319 nucleotides. RefSeq names its product F-box only protein 9. Gene Ontology annotation, molecular function: protein binding. The coding region runs from base 17 to 1141 and encodes 374 amino acids. The transcript is spliced from 8 exons. NCBI's taxonomy places the organism in Eukaryota, Metazoa, Arthropoda, Insecta, Blattodea, Kalotermitidae. The record is from RefSeq and is a predicted model, not a curated record. Gene Ontology annotation, cellular component: SCF ubiquitin ligase complex. Gene Ontology annotation, biological process: SCF-dependent proteasomal ubiquitin-dependent protein catabolic process.